CACGGUGGCACAGAAAACGACCGUUGAAUAUCGAACCCUCGUUCUUCUCAAAACGGUUGCACAGCAAAACAAGCUAAAUAAAUAAAGAGAAGUGUCGAUUUCAAAUUUCAAAAAUUCAAACUUACUGCUUCUUGCAAUAAAGAGAAGAACCUCUGCAUACUUUCCCUUUGUAAGAAAAUCUCUCUCUUUGCUUUCUUUGCCUCACUCCCGCAGCUCAGCUGAUGUCCUUGAGAUCAAAGGUUGGGACCUGACAAUGGAGAUCCUUUCAUCAUCUUCUUUCCCUUUUCCCCCAUUCCAACUCAAGUGAGCUCCAAAACGCUCCCCGGCCCCAACCAUCUCUUGACAGAUUCCAAAAUCAAAAUCCACACUUCUUCCAGCUGUUUGUUAAAAUGCCUGAUCGAAACCAGCUCAAGUUUUCUUGACCACUCGCAUUUAAGGCGAGGAGGCAGAGCAUCUGUCUUUUCCGAACUUCAGUUUGACUGCUAGCUAAACCUUUUCCUUUCCCCGGCUUCGGUUGCCCAUUCGUGCGUGUGUUAGUGUUACUACGAUGAGGGAGGAAAACCCAUCGGAGAUCAGCAAGUCGAGAGGAGGAUCGAAGUUCGCCGAUCAGAAUCAGCCACCAAAUAAGCUACAGAAUAAUGGGAGAGCGGGUUUCGUUAACGCUUCUUCGAAGCUACGGUCGGCAUUGGGUUCACACAUCGUCAAGGGUUUCACUGCAGAGAAGAAGACCAAGACACAGACGAUUACAGUGAACACUAAGAAGCUCCCGCCCGCGAAAUCGGACGCACCAAACCAGAAGAACCCUAAUUUGGCCGCUUCCAGUCAUGCUCGUGUCAAGCGAUCGCUUAUGGGCGAUCUCUCCUGCUCUGUUGCCGCAGCACAAGUCCACCCUUCGCAUGGUUAUCAGAGCCAGCACCAGAGGAGGCAAUCGUCAGGGUCGCGGGAUUUGUUCUUGGAAUUGGACCAGCUGAGGAGUUUACUUCAGGAAUCCAAAGAGAGGGAGUUCAAGUUGCAAGCGGAGUUGUCGGGGCUUAAAAGGAACGGAAGGGUGUUGGAGCUUGAAGGGGAACUUGAAGCUAGUAAGAAUCAGAUCGAUGAGCUCUCUCAGAGACUUGGGAUUCUGGAGUCAGAAAAAAGCGGUCUUGUUGAACAAAUGGCCGAAAUGUGCUCCAUCUCGGAGAAGAAGCAUGAUGAGGUUUUGAGGAGGGAAGGUAAUGGGGACCUUGAAAUGGAAUUGGUUGAGCUGAGGAGGCUAAACAAGGAGCUGCAGAUGGAGAAGAGGAAUCUAGCUUGCAAGCUUGCUUCCGUGGAGUCUCAAUUGACUUCUCUUGCUAAGGCUUCUGAGAGUGACAUUGUUGCGAAAAUUAAAGCAGAAGCAUAUGCGCUAAGACACACAAAUGAAGAUUUAAGCAAGCAAGUUGAGGGUCUGCAGAUGAGCAGAUUAAAUGAGGUUGAGGAGCUUGCCUACUUGAGGUGGGUCAAUUCAUGUUUAAGGGAUGAACUAAGAAAUUCUGAUAAAGCUCCAGAGAGCCCCAGUUCAGCAGGCAGGAGUCAGGAAUUGGUAGGUCCAUCGCCUUGGUGCCAGAAUGGUGACUACUCGGAUUACAGUGGUACUAGGAGGUUAAGUUUGAUCAAGAAGUUGAAGAAAUGGCCAAUUACUGAUCAAGAACUGUCAAACUUGGAAUGCACGGAUAAGAGUUGGAUCCAUCUAGAAGAAGUGAGGAGCCCUAGAAGGAGGCACUCCAUUAGUGGAUCCAAGUUAAGCAUAGAAGAGCUGAUACCAAGUAAGAGAAGGCAAUCUGAUGCUUUUAUAAGCGCAGAGGAAAUGGGAAAGGAAGCAGAACCCGUACUAGCUUCCCAGACUUAUGAUUUAGAAAUGGUACAAAGUUUGAACUUCCAAGAGGCCAACAAAAUUGUAGCAUCAGUGGAUGUUGAGAAGAGGCCCUUGCGUGUUCCCAAUCCUCCUCCAAGACCUUCCUGUUCGAUUUUUUCUAGCGAGACCAAACAAGAAGAAACUGCCCAAGUUCCACCACCGCCACCUCCUCCUCCACCACCACCGCCGCCUCCCAAGUUUGCAGGUAAGACUACCACAGGAGGGCAGGUGCAGCGAGCACCACAAGUAGUUGAGUUCUACCAUUCACUCAUGAAGAGAGACUCGAGAAAGGAGGCUUCGAAUGGGGGAACCUGUGAUGCUUCAGAGGUUGCAAACGUCCAUAGCAGCAUGAUUGGCGAAAUUGAGAAUAGAUCAUCACAUUUGCUUGCUAUUAAAGCAGAUGUUGAAACCCAAGCUGAGUUUGUCAAUUCAAUCAUAAAAGAGGUCAACUCUGCUGUUUACCCUAGCAUUGAAGAUGUGGUGGCAUUUGUUAAGUGGCUUGAUGAUGAACUUGGUUUUCUCGUGGAUGAAAGGGCAGUGUUGAAGCACUUUGACUGGCCAGAGAAGAAGGCAGACAUAAUGAGGGAAGCAGCAUUUGGCUAUGCCGAUCUGAAAAAGUUGGAGUCGGAAGUUUCAUACUACAAAGAUGAUCCCCGGCUGCCUUGUGACUUGGCAUUAAAGAAGAUGGUGUCUCUGUCUGAGAAGAUGGAACGUACGAUCUACAACCUGCUGAGAACAAGAGAGUCCUUGAUGCGCCAUUGCAAAGAGUUUCAAAUUCCCACAGAUUGGAUGCUUGAUAAUGGUAUUAUCAGCAAGAUAAAGAUUGGCUCGGUUAAGUUGGCCAAGAAGUAUAUGAAGAGGGUUGCGGUAGAGAUUCAAACUAAAGCAUCAGUCGAGAAAGACCCUGCAUUGGAUUACAUGUUACUACAAGGAGUUAGAUUUGCUUUCAGAAUUCAUCAGUUUGCUGGAGGAUUUGAUGCAGAAACAAUGCAUGCUUUUGAAGAACUUCGCAACCUGGGUCACCUUCUUAACAAAAAGUGAGAGAAGAAAGACUGUGUCGAGGAUUCUGCGCUUACCACCUCAGUAAGCUUCAAACUUGGAACAUCUUAUUGUAGAAGUUCCUGAAAGUUGAAGGCAAAAUGUAUGAGCAAUGGGAAAAAAAUUUAGUUAUCUCCAGCUGCUUACUCACCAAUGAAUGAUACAGUGUGUGGUUUGACACACAAGGUUGAGAUGUAUGAUCUGAAGGGUAUGUAUAACAUGAUUUUUUGAGUGCCAUAUAUAGAUUACUUCAUCAAAUUUGAGACUUUCGCUCUCAUCAAACCACACUGUAUCAUUCACCUAUGACAUAAAAUGAACUCUUUCUA
Molecule: messenger RNA, 3237 nt
Organism: Linum trigynum
Lineage: Eukaryota; Viridiplantae; Streptophyta; Magnoliopsida; Malpighiales; Linaceae
Source: the annotation of a GenBank genome assembly